UAAACAUUUAUUUUUUUUAAUAAUAAAAAUUAAUAAAUAAUCUACAAACAUAAAACAAGAGGAAGGAGAAGAAGGACCACUGAGUGAGACACUAUUAUAAACCAAGUUAAUUUACAACAUUAUUUUCUACUCGAAAUUUUAAGAGUUUUGGGUAAUAAUAUUUCUUAUUUUUUAGUAUUUUUUAAAUUUUUUAAAACUUAUUUUUGAGAGAGAGAACAAGUGGGGGAGGAGCAGAGAAAGAGGGAGGCACUGAAUCCAAAGCAGGCUCCAGGCUCUGAGCUGUCAUCACAGAGCCCAAUGAGGGCUCCAACCCAUGAACAGCAAGAUCAUGACCUAAGCUGAAGUCAGACGAUUAACCGACUGAGCCACCCAGGCGCCCCUGGGUAAUAUUUCUAACUUCAUUAUUUUGAAGACACUAAAUUGACUCCUCACUUUAAAUACACAAAUGCCUUUAAAAUGAAUAUAUUUUACAUAACAAUAACAUUAGUUUCCUCUUCUAUUUAUGUAAGACUUUUGAAUUUACGUAGUGUUUCAUACAUUGCCUCACUUAAUCCCUACAACUUUUUUUUUCUUUUUUGCUGUAUGUAGCAUUAUCAUUCUUAUUCUUUACAUGAAAGUUAUUAAUUUUCCAAAGUUCUCGCAAAUAGUAGGUGAUGGAGCAAGAGUUGGAGGCUGGAUCUUUGCAGCCCAAAUCUAGAAUUCUUGCCCCUGUAUCUCACAUACAAACCUGCUACUAAGAUUAUUCGAACAGUUAAAACAAUGGUCAUGAGAGUCAGAACUUGAGAGGAAAUUUUGAAUGUAUGGUUGAUGAAAGCAUAUUUCAUAGAUUUUCAACUUUUAGAACUCUGAUUGAACCAUACAAUAAAAAUAAUUGUCUGUCAUUGAAAAUGUGAAAUAGUCUUAACAACUAUGCGCCCUGAAUCCGUUAUUCACAAAGACACAUAUCAACAUAAAGGCAUAUCAGGGCACUGUGGGUGACCUUCCUUUCCCUAAAGGUGAGGAUGGAUGAAAAGAAUUUCUCUCACUGUCUCUCCAGGUGGUUGUACUGUUUGCAUGCUGAGUUGCACAGCUUUUAAAGGGCUUGCCCUGGGAUAUGACUGGGCUGGAUUUAGAAGGAGCCGGUCAUUGAAUAGCUCUGGUAAUUCUUGCAUCUCACAGUUAUGCGGCUGACAGCUCCUUUGGUGGAGAAAGCAUAGAUAUAUUUCAAGGUGAUGGUAGUUUUGUCCCUCUGGCAGCAAGCUGCUACGACCGGCUUAGCCCAUUAUCCCCUUCUCCCACUGGAUUUAAGCCUGGGGAGAAGUCCGGGGCUUUUGUCAGGAUAGAGAGUAAGGGAUGGGUAAUUAUUCCCUGUUCGUGCUCAGAGAGAACAGCACUAUAUUCUAAAGUAGCCUUCAAUUACUGAAAUGGGCUUGUCUAUGGUUCUAGUGACUUAUAAAUUACCCUUUGUAAAAACCAAUAUUUAACAUUACUAUUUUGGUGAUGUUACACUUUUAAUGUCUCACAUUUUAAGCUUCAUUAUACAAAACUUUGGAGAUACUGUUUAACAUUCAGGGAGUAAAAUGCACCUCUAUUUUUUUUAUUAGAAGAUUUAAAAGUAUAGAUGGCUACUGUGAGCAAAUUGAUUGAAAGCUCCACUGUAUAGUUGUCUACACUGUAAUUUUUCUCACCUUGACUUUCUUAAUCUCACAGGGUAGUUCUGUAAAAUCAAUGUAAAGCAAUUACAAAAUUUACAAUUCCAGAUGUUGUUAUUGCAUUAAUAUUUCCCUUUAAUAUCCAUUCUGGGAAAUACCUUUCAUAAAUAUUGCCACUUCAUAAAUAUUUUAAAAAAUAAAAUUCUCACAGAUCCCAAUUAAUUAAUUAUGUAAAAUGGUCCUAGCAUAUUUGAGGGGCAGUAUUUUCAGUUUGCUCACCUCCAGGAGCUCAACAUCACUUUCAUUCCCCUUUCAGCCAAAAUUAUAGCCAGAGAUGAGCAUUUCAAUUUGCAGCUGACAGUUUAGGGUUAAGAUAUGAUUCCAGGUAACAGAAGCCAAUGAGAGUACACCCAGUUGAUGUUUGUGACAUCAUCUUCCAGUCGGAGUACAUAGAACAGCUGAGGUAGCGUUCAGUUUCAGCCCCAGUGCCAUUAUGAUGGAUGUUUACAUCUCUUCAUUGAGAGCCAAUUAUCUCGCUUUUGUGUGAGGCCCAAGGAUCACUCAUGCUGCCAGGCUGCACAGAGCACUGUUGGAUCUAGCUGAACGAAUUGUUUUCCCUGUCUCUGUGUACAUGGCACAAAGGAAUGGAAAUAUAACUCCUACUCUUCUCAGAUGUUUCAAUGCGAUAUUAUUAAUGAUGUGAAACUUUAGCUCAAAGUUAAGGAGUCUCAGAUAUUUUCCUUCUCCAAAGAAUAAAACUACCCAGUGUAUCAACAUUUUCUGUACAGGACAGAUUAUGACAGCUACUUUCUUAAGUUUUUCAUUACAGAUUUUCAUUAUGCACUCAGGCCAUAGCUUCCUAAUCAAUAAAGUAAUUCCUACCAUGGGAGAAUGAAAAGGAGGAGAGACUGAAAGUAUAGAAUGCUUAAAUUUUAUCAAAUGAAGCAUAUUUUUGAAAUACUGGAUAAAAUGAGAUGCCUGCGAAAACGUUCCACAGUGUCAUUUUUGGGAGUUCUUGUCAUUUUCCUUCUCUUUAUGAACUUGUACAUUGAAGACAGCUAUGUUCUGGAAGGAGACAAACAGCUUAUAAGGGAAACAUCCACACAUCAGCUGAAUUCAGAACGCUAUGUGCAUACUUUCAAAGAUUUAUCGAAUUUCUCAGGAGCCAUCAAUGUCACAUAUCGCUACUUAGCUGCCACACCUUUACAAAGAAAGCGGUUUCUUACCAUUGGACUGUCGUCAGUGAAACGAAAAAAAGGAAACUAUUUACUUGAGACAAUCAAGUCAAUUUUUGAGCAGUCCAGCUACGAAGAGCUGAAGGAAAUUUCAGUGGUGGUUCAUCUAGCAGACUUUAAUUCAUCCUGGCGCGAGGUCAUAGUCCAGGAUAUUACACAGAAAUUUGCCCACCAUAUUAUUGCAGGAAGAUUAGUAGUUAUACAUGCUCCAGAGGAAUAUUACCCAAUCCUGGAUGGCCUUAAAAGAAAUUACAAUGAUCCAGAAGACAGAGUCAGAUUUCGUUCCAAGCAAAAUGUAGAUUAUGCUUUUCUGCUUAAUUUUUGUGCCAAUACAUCAGACUAUUAUGUAAUGCUUGAAGAUGAUGUUCGAUGUUCAAAAAAUUUCUUAACUGCCAUCAAGAAAGUCAUUACAUCCCUUGAAGGAACCUACUGGGUAACUCUUGAGUUCUCUAAGCUUGGCUACAUUGGAAAACUUUAUCAUUCUCAUGAUCUCCCACGUUUGGCACACUUUUUAUUAAUGUUUUAUCAAGAAAUGCCUUGUGAUUGGCUACUGACUCAUUUUCGGGGUCUUUUAGCUCAGAAAAAUGUGAUCCGUUUUAAACCAUCUCUCUUUCAGCACAUGGGUUAUUAUUCAUCAUAUAAAGGGACUGAGAAUAAGCUGAAGGAUGAUGAUUUUGAAGAAGAGUCAUUUGACAUCCCCGAUAACCCUCCUGCAAAUCUGUAUACCAACAUGAAUGUUUUUGAAAAUUAUGAAGCAAGCAAGGCUUAUAGUAGUGUCGAUGAGUACUUUUGGGGAAAACCACCUUCAGCAGGAGACGUCUUUGUGAUUAUAUUUGAAAAUCCAAUUUUAAUUAAAAAAAUUAAAGUGAGUACUGGAACAGAAGAUCGGCAAAAUGACAUUUUGCAUCAUGGAGCCCUAGAUGUUGGGGAAAACGUUAUAGAUUUCAAACAAAGUAGACAAUGUGUUACUUACUUAAGACUAGGGGAAUUCAAAAAUGGAAACUUUGAAAUGUCAGAGGUGAAUCAAAAAAUUCCAUUUGAUAUACAUUGUAUAAGGAUAUAUGUUACCAAGGCACAAAAGGAAUGGCUGAUUAUUAGGAGUAUUAGCAUUUGGACUUUUUAGCCAAUUAAACCAAGAUGUCCAGUUCCUAAAACAGGCUUUCCUGUUUCCUUUUUUGCUACCUUCCUCUUUUGCUACUUUUGUCCUUUGGAGGGAAGGCAAUGGAUGAGACAUUUUAAAAGAAAAGCCUAAACAUUUUUGCAGUUUUGAUUUGCAUAUUGUCAACAUAAUUUUACUCUAAUACACACGAGUUUAUUUUAACUUCUGAAGUUGAGUAUCAGUCCGUUGUGAAUUUCAUUUAUAUUUUUAAUGUAAUCGUGUUUGUUCCAAAAUUUCAACUAAAUGUCAAAAAGGUGACAUGAAGGAUUCAAAAUGAGAAAAUUUAGUUUGCUGGAUGGUGAGUCUUAAAAAAUAGUGGCCAACUGUAUGCACUUCCUCAAGAAUUGAUAAUUCAUUAUGUCAUCAGAUAGCUCUUAUUAAGCAUCUGUGUGAAUAUGCAGUUGGUUAGAAUGAUAAUUUUUUUUCUUGUAAACAUAGAUUUUCAUAGACUUCCAGGCAUCUACAAUGAAUACCUCCUCAUAGAAGUGAUGUCUUUACAGCAAAAUGUUAUGUGUAGGUGAAGUUAUGGAAAGAAAAGAAAUGGCUUAAAAAUAUUUCUCCCAUGAUUAUUUAUAUAAAAAGGGGCAUUGUUCAUUGUAUAAAAACAAUUGAGCACCUAUUGUUAAUAAAUUUUCUGUGGGAAGCAGUCUUUUCUAGUUUCCCUUUUGCAAAAAAGAGUAGUUAUGCUCGAUAUUUUCAAGUUAUAUUGGGUACCUACAUUUAAUAGAAGAAAUUAGAGAAGGCCUAUAGUUAGUUCAUUCUUACAUUUUCAGUGUAUGCAGAAAAUUUUUGAAAUUGAUUUUAUAUGUUUUGUAUUAAAAUUCAUACAAUUGAAAUCGUUGUAAUCUAUCAUAUACUUUUUUUAGAGUUUAAAUGGGCAUCUUAUAAAAGAGAAAAGUAGGAAACCAAGAAAUCAGUUAACUUUUCUGUAUUCACAGCUAGUUCAUAGUAAAGCCAAAGCGAGAGAUCGGAUGUUCUGAUAUCCACAGUGCUCUUUCCCUUAUGUGGAGAUUGCUCCUCACAUAAAUUAUGCUUUCUGUUCGCCUCUACAUGAGUCUGAGAUAAUAAGUCAUGCUAUCUUGAAACAGCUAGUAUAACUCUUUCAUAAGUCUCAUUUUCAUUCUGUGGAAUAAACCUAAAAGUGCCCGAAAGGAUGCUCUUGUAUAUGCACCCAAAUGGAGAACAAACUUUGCUAACUAUUACUAUAAGGGACUGGACAGUUGUGCUAAAACCAUGUGUCCUAUCAAAGCAUUUCAGGACACCUUAGUGCAUCGUAAAGACACUGGUUGUUCAGAAUACCCUGAACUUGUCGGAUCCUCUCUAUUUUUUGACAAACAGCAAAGAUGAAGGUGCUUACUGUGAAUAUAUGAAAAGUACUUCAGGUAAAUUUAUGGAGAGACUCAAAUAUGUAUGUUUUUAUAGAUUAGAAAGCAUUUUAUUCAAUCUAUCCAAAUUGAUUAAAUUAGAAACUCAUAAAAAAUUGGGAAUUUUUUUCUUUUAUUGAUACAAUAGCUACUGUGUAUUUUUUGCAUCCAGUUGCUAUAGUAUAAUAAAGAGAAAAUGUGAAUCUAUAAAUAUUAAUAUUUCCUUGCACAACUGAGUCUUAAAGUCAAACGAAAAAAUGAACACUGCCACUAAACUAUAAUCUUUGCCUUGAUUUGGAGGAUAUUUGCCAGACACUUAAAGAUAUUCUGUUUUAUUGGCUUUUAUCAUCCUUGUUCAUUAACUGGCUAGUUGUAUAAUAUUUUACAUAUAUCUCAGAAAUUACAGAUAAUCACUUUCUCCACUUUUAAUGAUAAAAGGUACACAACAAAGACAUGUAAUAUCAAAGCUUAGGCAGACUCCUUGAAGUGAUUGUAAACUUCAUGGAGUCUGCCUAGGUUCUGAGAGUGUUUCCAAAGACCAGCCAUUGAUAUCAGCUUCUGGAAAAUGCUUCAAGAAAUAUUGCUGAGGGCGAAAUUGAACAUUUGCUAGAAAAUUAUAAAUGUAAAUGUGAUUUAAAGUGGUUACAUUUUAUCUUAAGCUUGAUCUUUUCAUUAUGGAACCCAGGUUUUAAUAAGCUGGUCAAUCACCUAAGGAUGUGUCUAUGUUUUUUUAUAGAUUAAGUGGAGGUCAACCUUUUUAAGGAAAGACUUGGACAAAGAUUCUCUAUUAGGGACACUGGGACAAAUAACCUUUCUUUUUCAAAAAGAUAAUCUGACCAAGCAUUCUUCACUUGAGUCAAUGUUGCAUUUCCUAUAUUUAAAAGUUCUGAAUAAGGCUCCUAUAAUCUUGUCUCCGAGACAUAGAGCAAAAAGACACUUAUUAGGUUUAAUCAUAUUCAAUCUGUUAUUAGGCAUAAUGUUACAUCAAUGUCUCUCUUGGCAGUUUUUUUAAAUAUGUAUAUAUAUGAACAUAUACAUAUAUAUAUAUAUACAUACACAUACAUAUAUAUAUACACAUAUAUAUAUAUAAAAUUUUCUUUGUUACAAAUAUCUAUUGAAAAAACACUGGAAUGUAACAUGACAGUUGAGGUAUUUAUUUGCUAUGUAAAUAAGAUGCUGACAGGGUUCAAGCACAAAAUAUGUACCUUAAAUAAUGUCUCAGUUUGUUUAUUGUGAACUGACUAAAAAGUUUAUUUACAUUUAAGAUUCUUCUCCUUAAGGGAGCCUUUUCAGCAUUUAUGAACAUCAAAGAAAAGCAUUUGUAAAAGCACAAUAAAAAUAUGGAAAUUACACAUUUUUGGAAAAUACACAUUAUAGCAGCAAUAACAUGUCUAGGUAUAAAAAUACAUAGAAAGUGUUAAUAGAAGCACUUUUGAAGUAUCACUAAAAACCUAUCAGCUUUUAUAACAUAGAUAUUUUCCAGAUAUAAAAAUAUAAUUUAGAAACCAAGUAUCAUUUAAAACUA
This is a messenger RNA of Acinonyx jubatus (cheetah), 6914 nucleotides long. RefSeq names its product MGAT4 family member C (gene MGAT4C). Gene Ontology annotation, molecular function: acetylglucosaminyltransferase activity. The transcript has 7 exons. NCBI's taxonomy places the organism in Eukaryota, Metazoa, Chordata, Mammalia, Carnivora, Felidae. The coding region runs from base 2553 to 3989 and encodes 478 amino acids. The record is from RefSeq and is a predicted model, not a curated record. Gene Ontology annotation, biological process: protein N-linked glycosylation.